Messenger RNA from Vigna angularis (adzuki bean), 1535 nucleotides. RefSeq names its product F-box protein At1g70590. The record is from RefSeq and is a predicted model, not a curated record. Gene Ontology annotation, molecular function: protein binding. The transcript is spliced from 4 exons. Bases 141 to 1142 code for a protein of 333 amino acids. Lineage: Eukaryota; Viridiplantae; Streptophyta; Magnoliopsida; Fabales; Fabaceae.
ACUUUAGUGAAAGAAGGAGAUAUUAUGCAAAAUGAAACGCGUGGAGAAAGGAAUUACCGACACCCUCCAUCCACUGAUUCUUUCUCAGUCUCUUUCUCUCAGAAAAACAUACACACACUCUCAUCGAUUCACCGUAGCAGAUGAAGCACCGAACAUGGCCUCGCGUUUCUUCUUCGCCUUUUUCCUCCCUUAAUUUCUCCAACGCAACCGCUCCCCGAUUCUCCGCCGCGCAUUCGGCCCGCUCCACUCGCCUCUGCGCGCGCCCUCCGCCGUCCCCUCCCGGCGCCGAUUUCACGGCACUACCCUACGAUGUCAUGGUGAGGAUCGCCGCCUCCUUCGACCACCCCAACCUCCGCGCGGCGUCUCUCGUGUGCCGCGCGUGGUGUGAAGCGCUGCGGCCGCUGCGGGAGGCCAUGGUGCUGCUACGCUCGGGGAAGCGCUUCAAGCAUGGUCGCCGCGGUGUCCGCCCCAACGCCGACAAGGCGCUCGAUUCGUUCAUGAAAGCUGCCGCGCGCGGUUCCGCCCUCGCCAUGGUUGACGCCGGCCUCAUUUACUGGGAGAGAGGGGAGAAGCCCAAGGCCAUGGAAUUGUAUCUCAGGGCCGCGGAACUUGGAAACCCUUCUGCGCAGUGCAAUUUGGGAAUUUCCUAUCUCCAAGCUGAACCUCCGAACACUGAACAAGCUGUCAAAUGGUUAUAUAAAGCUUCUGUGUGUGGGAAUGUUCGUGCUCAGUACCAGCUUGCGCUUUGGCUGCACAGAGGUGGUGGAAGGGUCUGUAGCAACAUGAAAGAAGCUGCUAAAUGGUAUAUGAAAGCUGCUGAGGGUGGGUAUGUCCGUGCUAUGUACAAUAUCUCCUUGUGCUUGUCCAUUGGGGAAGGACUGUCACGUAAUCAUCAACUAGCUAGAAAAUGGAUGAAGCGGGCUGCAGAUCGUGGUCACAGUAAAGCUCAGUUUGAGCACGGACUUGCUCUCUUUUCUGAGGGAGACAUGAUGAAGGCUGUGGUAUACUUAGAACUUGCUACUCGAGCUGGUGAAAAAGGUGCAGCUCAUGUCAAGAAUGCAGUUCUUCAUCGGCUUUCAUCGGCUUCACGUGAUCAUGCAAUGCAUCUAGCUGACAGUUGGCGUGCCUUGCCAUCAGUUUGAGCCAAAUCCUUAAGUUGGUUUGUGAGAAAGAAGUUGCCUGGCCUUGAUCAGUGAGAGUGUAGUCAACAAAGAAUGCCUAAGCAUGAAACAAGUAAGGCAGGGAGGAGCCGCUAAGAAACUGACUUUGCCUACCAAUCCUGACUAUAGUGGUUUUUUCCUAUGUAUAAACAAAACUAGUUGGUGGGCGUUUGUAAAACUAGUUGACUUUGUAAAAUCCUCUAAACUAUUUGAAAGUUCCUCUUCAGUUCCCCUCAGAACUGUGCAGUUAGAGUGUGGCGGGCAUUUUUUUUUUGUCACAAAUGGCUAGCUAGAAAAGUGCAAAUUCAUAUUACUCCAUAUUAUAUGUUGUAUGGAUGGAAUAUAACGUAGUGCCAAGCUGUCUGUCUGACUUUA